Messenger RNA from Rhizophagus irregularis DAOM 181602=DAOM 197198, 376 nucleotides. Lineage: Eukaryota; Fungi; Glomeromycota; Glomeromycetes; Glomerales; Glomeraceae. The record is from RefSeq and is a predicted model, not a curated record.
CAAUGGCCCAGUUCUACUAGAGCUGAAAUUAUGGCAGUAUUAACAUGCCUUAUAGUUUGUCCAUCUAAUAGUUCAAUUAACAUUUUUACAGAUAGUCAAUGUAUGAUCGAUACUUUCACAUCGUUAUCGAAUUAUAAGUUAACACCAAAACGAAAGCAAAAGAUUAAUAAUAUCAUUCUCUGGCAGGCAAUCCAACAAAUUAUAGCUGAGUUGAAUUUACAGGUACAAUUCACGAAAGUAAAGGCACAUUCAGGAGUCGAAUAUAACGAUAUUGCCGAUAGAUUGGCCAAAAACGGAUGUGAUUCCAAUAAGAUGAUUUCAAUUUCACCAAAGGGCGUCAAAGCACAAAAAGGUUAUAUCAUGUUUAACAAUGAUA